CACGCGACCUGGAAUCUGGGCUUUCUGGUCUGACAGUGCAGCGUCGGACACGGAGAAGGCGGGGGGCGGAGUCUGGGAACCUCCGCGCUUUCGGUCUUAAGGGUUCAGCGGAGGGCCCGCACUCGGCCUACCGGUGGAAGGAGUAGCCGUGCGCGCCGCCGCGUCUGAAAGCCGCAGCCCCCCGCGGCCCCGGCUGGGGUGCGUCUGCGUCCCUCUCUCCCAGCUCGGCCCUGUCCCUCCGCUUCGGCUCACACCUGCUCCCCCUGCUCGCACCCCAGACCGCAGUGGCGGCGGCGCGGCCGGCGGGCGGUGACCACCCCCCGAUCCAGGGCCUCCGCCAGGUCGCGUCCAUUAACCUCGUGCCGAGCCCGGAAAGCAAAGGGAAGUUCACGGACUCUGGGACCCCAAGCUUUCAGAUUGAAAGGAGGAAUUUCCCAGAUUUUCUGGAGCGAGAAUACACCCUGAGCCUCGCAGCGGAAGUCCGCAGCCACGGAGAACCGGACUGUGCAAUGUUGGCUGGCUACAGGCCAAUCAGGCAGAGUGGGAGAAAGAAGACAUCGUCUCUGGAAAAAACUGAGCUUUACUAAGGUUUUCCUCCUGUUGAUUUUGGUUUUCACGACUCCUUUAGCAAGACCUGUUGCUUAAGCGGGUCAGAUUCUGGUGUACAUCAUGUCCAAUUUCGAAGAUGCUGACACAGAAGAGACAGUAACUUGUCUCCAGAUGACUGUUUACCAUCCUGGCCACCAGCAAAAUGGAAUAUUCCAAUCAAUAAGGUUUUUUAACCGAGAAAAACUCCCCUCCAGCGAAGUGGUGAAAUUUGGCCGAAAUUCCAACACCUGUCAUUAUACUUUUCAGGACAAACAGGUUUCCCGAGUUCAGUUUUCUUUGCAGCUAUUUAAAAAGUUUGAUAGCUCAGUUCUCUCUUUUGAAAUUAAAAAUAUGAGUAAGAAGACCAAUCUGAUUGUGGACAACAAGGAGCUGGGCUACCUAAAUAAAAUGGACCUGCCACACAAAUGCCUGGUUAGGUUUGGGGACUAUCAGUUCCUGAUGGAGAAGGAAGAUGGAGAGUCAUUAGAAUUUUUUGAGAUUCAACUUUCUUUGUCUACAAGACCACUCUUGCAAGAAAACAACUGGCUACCACAGAAGCCCAUACCUGAGUGUGGCAGAUAUUCAUCCUGUUCCACCCAAAACAAUUCUCCUAUAGAAAUGGGUGAAAAUGAAUGGUAAACGCAGAGGGCUAAGAGAAUCAUGAAGGAUGAAGAACUCUGUAGACACUUUAUAGACAUUCCACUUAGUAAGAGUUUCUUAGUGUAGUAUAUUACUGUCAUCUAUUACUUUGUCAAAUUUGAGAUCUGGUGUUAUCAUUUGAAGUCUGUAACUUGUGUUACUCAUUGAUUUAGUCACCUGUUGCAUUGCUGGAUGUGUGAAGAAUUACUGUAAGUGUAUAUCUGUGAGCAUUAAUGUACAAAUAGUAUCCUUUGUGAUGAAGGAAUAGUGUUCUCAAAAUAUGGUUAUGUUACUUUUUUUUUAUGCCUGAUUUUGGUCCUAUGUUUUAUAUUGUUUCAUUUUGGUUUGUAAGUUUUGGUUUGGUCAUAUUAUUUCACAGUAGUCAUUUGUUUUCAAGGUCAGGGCUACAAACAAGUUAUUAUGGGUGUUGUAGCCUGUUGGUACUUGUAGUACCAGAGUAUUGGAACAGAGCAUAAUGUUUUUUAGUGUGUCAUUGUGGUUUUAAUAUGGGAAGACUUAUUUGAGCAAUAAUACCUUGAUUUUCUGUUUUUUUCUCUAUAGAUUUACUUAUACUGUUUAUUCCCAAGAAUACCGUUUUCCUUGUCUGUAUUCAGUAUCUAAAACCAAUGUUUUAAACAUUUUAACGAACCACUGUGUUAAGUUUAGAAUUCUUUUUCUUUUCCCUUUUUUUUGGCUGCACCACAUGGCUUGUGGGAUCUUAGUUCCCCGACCAGGGAUUGAACCCCGGUCCCUGGCAGUGGAAGCGCCGACUCCUAACCACUGGACUGCCAGGGAUUCCCAAUUUUUCAUUUUUCUUACCAAAUUUUAAAUAGUUUUUUAUGUAGUACAGAGUUUUAAAUUCCAUGAAUUCAAAAUUUUAACAGCAUCCAUGUACAUAAUAAAGUCAAAGUUUAAUUCUCUAAACAUUUUCUUUGAAACUCUUUCUGAAUAAAGGGAGGAACUGUUUUUAGACUGCUCUAAGGGAGGACUGCAGUAGGCCGCAGGCAGAGGCUGUGGCUGGGGACUCAGACACAUCCAGCUGUGCCCCUCAAUGCAUAUUGGCUCCAUUAUUUGUUCCACACCCCACAUGGAGGCACAUGGCCACCAGUAGCUCCCAAGUGCUAUAUGUUACUGAUCACCCACCCAAAGAGAACCUUAUCUCCCAAUUCCAGUCCAAGAGAAGGGUCAGCUUGGGUCAGGUGCCCACCCAUCUACCAAUCAACUUGCCUCAGGUCACGUUAAAUAAUGGCUGCUCCAGUCAGUGACCAUGUGGAUGAGAAAAGCAUUUUCUCAGAAAGUGGCCACAGUGGGGUGUGGGUGAGGGUAAACAGAAAUGUUGGUGUUUGAUACUAGGCACUGCAGGUAAGUUGUGAGACUCGCAGUUCACCUCUUAAGGACUCACUUGUCCCAGGAAACUGAUUUUUCUUGGGCGCUUUCAGUAAAGGGGUGUAUUAAUUGGUGCCAGUGUUACAGUCAUAGGCAGUCUCUUCUUGAACCUGCAACUUUAUGACAAGGGGGUGCUUUCCAAUGGUGAAAUCUCAUAUGCUAUGUGAUUAUAUAACCAUAUUCUAGAAGAUUCUGUCUCUAUUAUCUACUGCAUUGACUGACUUGAAGAAGCAUUACUUUUAGGCUCUAACAUGAGUGCAGUAUUAGUUUUAAUAUGCCUUGUGGAAAAAUUAGCUAUAAUCUUUACUACCAGGAGAUAACUGUUGUUCACAUUUCGUGUGUAUAUAUUUGGUAGCUGAUUCCAUGUUAUCUCAUGGCCCUUUUAACAUCUUCAGUUCUCUAACACUUAUUUAAUUCCUUACAGUAAUUGUUAUCUGUUAAAAUAACAGGGUUACUACUUUACUUUCUGGAGCCUGAUUGAAACAAUUAGAUCUUCCAUUUCAGGUGAUGACUGACGGAGGAUGAGCACUUGGAAAAUUGUGAUUGGAAUUUACUGGGCUUCUAGUUGGUAUGAGUUGUACCCAAGUCCAAUCACUCAUCAUUCUACUAUUCAACCUACAUGAAUAUAUUUAUUUGGCCAGGUAUCUCUCUAAGCGAUGCAUUUAGGGCAGGGACAGUGGUGAAAAAAAUAGGAAAGCAGUGGUUUUAGCGCUGAUGCUGGUUUCAACAUUUUGUUGCUGGUGGAAGGCCACUAAAGGACUAGAGACGAGCCAGUCUGGCAUUGCUUACUAGCAUCUUCAUAGAAGAGAUCAUCGUGAGAUGCAGGGGAACACAACGGCUUUCUUAAUACUGUUAGUGGAAUCAUUUCUCAAAAACCCAAAUCAAGGUAGUAAUAUUUUAAAACAGGAAAAUUCUGAGCAUAGACAGUCAAAAUAAGGUGUGACAUGGGAAUUCCCUGGCGGUCCCGUGGUUAGGACUCCGCGCUUUCACUGCCGAGGGCGCAGGUUCAAUCCCUGGUCUGGGAACUAAGAUCCCCACAAGUUGCACAGCACUCCAAUUACUGGAAAAAAUAAAAAUAAAAGCAGGCAUAAUUCCUGGUUAUACCAUUUAAAAAGUUCUAGCAUCUUAAAACCCUCACACAACUCCAUAUACCCUCCAGUUACCCCAUUUCUCUGCUCUGACCGCAACUUUUCAAAUAAAUUAUCUACACUGGCCAUUCUUUAUUCUUCACCCCUUACAAGAUACUUCUCAGUUUCCAUCCCUUCAUUUGAAAAAAUGGAACAUGCAAUAUUCAUGUUCCCAAGCCCAGCUGAUGCACCUGCCCUUUCUCUCAGUGCCCAAGUAGCAUUUGAUAUCAUUGACUCUUCUCAUUCUGGCUCUGGUGACACCACAUUUCUUUGGUUCCUCGAAUUCCUCCCCUAUCUGCUUCUUUUGGCCUGUUCUCUACCCCCGACUUCUGAAGGGCAACACUUAAUUGGGCUUCUCUGCCUGUCUGCUUCCUCAGGGGGAUCUCAGCUGGAAUAAUAAAUUACUAUUUACCUACUACUGACUCCUAAACGUGUAUCUAUUCUUCUCUGAGCUGUAGACAUAUAUCCCAUCACCUACUUGGCAGACAUCUUCAUUCAGGUUUUUUUUUUUAUAAAUACCUCAAAUUUAACUUUCCAAAACAGAGCUCUUAAUUUCCUCCAAUUUCCCAAACCUGUUCCUCCCACUACAUUUAUUAAGUCAGAAACCAAGAAGUUAUCAUCAAGAGUAGCCGUAGCUGCUAGUUUGGCUGUCAUACUUCCAUAGAUUUGGCCAAUAGAAAGGCAAUGCACCCAAAUAGAUUUAGAAAGUUUAUUACUUACACAGACAGCAAAAGCAGGACCAGUGAGGAGUCAGUGUCCCACAUCCCUGGUCGCUAGGGAUAUCUGGAGCUAACACUGAACCGGGGGGGCCAGAUGACAGAUGCCUUAAGUGGAGGGUAGCUCUGUUAUUGAGGAGCCAACUCUAAACUCCAACCAAGCAGUCUUAUUAGCCUACAUCUGUACCUGAAUGUGGGUGAGGUGGAAAUCCCAUGCCUCACUGGAACCAGGGAGUGGGAUGAGAAAUUGCCUCAUGGCAGCCUUCUGCAAGCUAGGGAGCCAGAUGAUAAAUGGCCUUGAGAUGGCUCCCCUAAGACUGCCUGUCUUACCAUGUUCCAGGAAGGAUCGUAGGGGUUUCUGUCAAGACUUGGGUCAGGCUACAGUUGAGUGUUGGCUAUGCAGAUAUGCAAAGUGAGCAAGGUUGCCAUGCUGAAUGCAUUACCCUACAGUUAUGGGCAGAGGAUCUGAAGACGUUUUACCAAGGAAGACAUACAGAUGGCUAACAGGCCAUAAAAGGAUGCUCAACAUUAAUCAUUAGGGAAAUGCAAAUCAAAACCACAAUGAGGUAUCACCUCACAUCUGUCAGGAUGGCUAUUAUCGAAAAGACAGCAAAUAACAAGUGUUGGCAAGGAUGUAUAGAAAAGGGAACCCUUGUGCACUGUUGGUAGAAAUGUAAAUUGGUGCAGCCACUAUGGAAAACAGUAUGGAGAUUCCUCAAAAAAUUAAAAAUAGAACUACCAUAUGAUUCAGCAGUUCCACUCCUGGAUAUUUAUCUGAAGAACACAAAAACACUAAUUAGAAAAGAUAUAUACACCCCAAUGCUCAUUGCAGCAUUACUUACAAUAGCAGAGAUAUGAAAGCACCCAAAGUGCCCAUCAAUAGAUAAGUGGAUAAAGAAGACAUGGUGUGUGUGUGUGUGUGUACGUGUGUGUGUGUGUGACUAUUACUCAGCCAUAAAAAAAAAAUGAAAUCUUGCCAUUUGCGACAACACGGGUGGACCUACAGGGUAUAAUGCUAAGUGAAAUAAGUUAGAGAAAGACAAAUACUGUAUGAUUUCACUUAUAUGUGGAAUCUAAAAAACAAAUGAUCAAACAUAACAAAAAAGAAACAGAGUUAAAGACAGAGAACAAGUGGUUCCCAAAGGGGAGGCGGGUAAGGAGAGGAAAGAAAUAGGUGAGAGAUUAAGUGGUAAAAACUUCCAGUUGCAAAAUAAAUGAGUAAUGGGUAUGAAAUGUACAGUGUGGGGAAUAUAGUCAAUAACUAUGUAAUAAUAUCUUUGUAUGGUGACAGAUGGUAACUAGAUUUAUCGUGGUGAUCAUUUUGAAAUGUAUAGAAAUACCAAAUCACUAUGUUGUGUAACAGGAACUAACAUAGUGUUGUAGGUCAAUUAUACUUCAAAAACAGACAAACAAAGAAAUAGAAAAAGAGAUCAGAUGUGUAGUUACCAGAGGUGGAGGGUAGGGGGAGAGGGAAUUUGGAGGAAGGCAGUCAAAAGGUACAAACUUUCAGUUAUAAGAUAAAUAAGUACUAGGGAUGUAAUGUACAACAUGAUAAAUAUAAUUAAUACUGCUGUAUGUUAUAUAUGAAAGUUAAGAGAGUAAAUCCCAAGAGUUCUCAU
Molecule: messenger RNA, 6075 nt
Organism: Eubalaena glacialis (North Atlantic right whale)
Lineage: Eukaryota; Metazoa; Chordata; Mammalia; Artiodactyla; Balaenidae
Gene: TIFA
Product: TRAF interacting protein with forkhead associated domain
Exons: 3
Coding region: 670-1227 (185 amino acids)
Biological process (GO): canonical NF-kappaB signal transduction
Molecular function (GO): protein binding
Source: RefSeq, a predicted model, not a curated record